CAUACAAGAAAGUACCAAGAUCUGAUCCCAAGUAGGCAUCAGUAUACUCCAAGUUGAAAGAAAUACCAAGUAAAAACAUAAACUUGAGUUCGUUUUCGCAUCAUUCAUGUGAUAUGUAAAAUAUUUCCACUUUUUCUUAUUGUGUAUUUGAAUUACGGUCAUUGUAUUACGUAAUUUGUGACCAUUUAUCGUUAUUUUAUACACAUCAGUUAUGAAACUGAACAAAUCAACCUUUAUUAUUGUCUUCCUUUUAAGUGUACUCAUUACUGAAGGGGAAAGUUUAUACUGUUACAGAUGUAACAGUAAUCAACCUGGGUGUGGCACUCCUUUGAAUUGGUUAUGGUACUGGGGAGAAACUUGCCCAGAAUAUGACGAUAAAUGUGUAAAAAUUAUUGAAAAGAAAGAAGCUGAGACUGUGAUAACACGUGAGUGUCUAAGCUCUGUACGUGGUUUUAGGACAGACAUUCCAGCUGAUAGAUAUGAAGGCUGUAGACCAGCUGCCAAAGAUGUUAGAUUGGGACAUUACGUAAAUAAUUCCAUUUUCCAACUAGAUAUUCAUAGGGAGUACUAUGAUGAAGUAACAUGGUGUUUCUGUUACUUUGAUCAUAGAUGUAAUACUGCUGCCAGUAUUACAAUUUCAACACUAUUAUUACUUAUAGGUAUUGCUACACAAUUUGCAUCAUAGGACUUUAUGAAAAUAUCAAAUACUUACAUUUCAGGUUUACUUAAAUUCAUUUGCAUACAUUGAAUCCGUGAAAUUUAUCUCAAGUUUCUCUGGUGUAUUAACUUAAUACAUUUCGUGUGUAUAUACAGGAUGUUUUGACCUGGUGCUGAGAAUUUGUCAAAAUUUCUGUUUUAAAAGACCGGCACUGUAAAAUGCACCACCUGGUGUUGGAAAGGAGUACUGAAAAAAAGACAAAUUUUUUGCGCUCCCUAUCGGCAGAAUCAAAAAACUAAUUUUUGACAUCAAACAGUAGAUAGCGCUACGUGUUUUUUUAAUUUAAAGAAAUUUUGAUGAAAUACCACCCGGUCAAAAACACACUGUAUAGUGUAAAUAAGCCGUUUAAGAAUUGUUAUGUUACCAAAUAAUUAAUGUAAAACAACACUCUCAUUCAGAUCUGCAACAAAAACAUCACUAACAUUUCUGCAAAUGACUUAGAAUCUAUAUAGUUAAAAACUUAUGCUUAGAGAAAUGAUAUUCCGUCCAAAAGAUCUUUAGAAAUUAAAGUAUUACUAUUUUUGUAUAAUUAAACAGUAUCAUGUAAGUUCUGUUGAAAGAUUUGUAUGCAGUGCAGGUCAUUUAACAUAUAAAUGAAUAAUUAUUGUACAGUUUAUACUGUUUUAUUGAACAUAAUUAUAUUUUAACACGUCGCGCACUGCCGUCCAUUUUCAAAGAAUCAUUUUUUAAUUUUAUAUCAAAUACUAACUGUUAGAUUUUAUUUCUUUUUAUUACAA
Osmia lignaria (orchard mason bee) is the source of this 1455-nucleotide messenger RNA. It is a transcript of the gene crim, whose product is annotated as QVR superfamily protein crim. The record is from RefSeq and is a predicted model, not a curated record. Gene Ontology annotation, biological process: regulation of synaptic transmission, cholinergic; sleep; positive regulation of voltage-gated potassium channel activity. NCBI's taxonomy places the organism in Eukaryota, Metazoa, Arthropoda, Insecta, Hymenoptera, Megachilidae.